Messenger RNA from Neocloeon triangulifer, 4965 nucleotides. RefSeq names its product neuroligin-4, Y-linked-like. NCBI's taxonomy places the organism in Eukaryota, Metazoa, Arthropoda, Insecta, Ephemeroptera, Baetidae. Gene Ontology annotation, cellular component: cell surface; synapse; postsynaptic membrane. The record is from RefSeq and is a predicted model, not a curated record. Gene Ontology annotation, biological process: neuron cell-cell adhesion; modulation of chemical synaptic transmission; chemical synaptic transmission. The coding region runs from base 470 to 3358 and encodes 962 amino acids. The transcript has 13 exons. Gene Ontology annotation, molecular function: signaling receptor activity; neurexin family protein binding.
GAGGAAAAGCAAAGUCCUUUGGCAGGUCGCUAGCGCCGCACGAUUUUCGCGGAGAGCAUCUGCCCCGUCGACGGCGGGUUGAAAUUAUCCGCACUUGCGCAUCGGAUUGCUGGCUGCCUAUCCAUGCAGGAGCGGGCGGGCUAGCGAACGAGCGAGCAGGAGUAUGUAAUCUUUGGCUGCAGCGCUUGCCCACACGCGCCGUGCUCCGUGCGAGCGAGUUCUCCUUUCCAGCGCAGCAGUCAGUAGCAAGAAGAGAUUUUGCAGAGCUCGCAGGGAUGCGCCUCACCUCGUUCCAACCGUAGUCCGCCGCAGGAAGGAAGAGCAGGCAACCCCCGCGAAAUAAGGGAAAAGGGCGCGCCUGCCUGCCCGCUGUGUGUGUUAUCGGCUGCGCUGAGAAGGGUGGCGUCGAGAGGCGCGAUGUGUGCCCCCUGCCCCUUGCGUCCCGACCCUCGGCCCUGAACAGAGAGCGAUGAGCUGCCCGCUGGUGCUGCUGGUGGCGGCCGCCCUCGCCGUCGCCCUCGCUCACGGGGUGCCUCUCACCACCACCAGGGUGGUGCACACCCGCUACGGAAAGCUGCAGGGCUUCGUCCAGAAGGUCUCCACAGGGUCCUUUGCCUCACAGUCGCUCAAGCCCGUUGAGGUGUUCCUUGGAAUCCCUUACGCGACACCGCCCGUCCGGUCCAACAGAUUCAGCCCCACGCGGACGCCUCUGCCCUGGGAUGGCGUCAAGUUGGCGGACACGAUGGCCCCGGCGUGUCCGCAACGUCUGCCAGACAUCUCGAACGAAACGGCCAGUUUGGAGAAAAUGCCUAAGGGUCGGCUCGAGUACCUCCGGAGGCUGCUCACAUACCUUCAGAACCAAAGCGAAGACUGUCUCUACCUCAACGUCUACGCUCCAGCUCAGGCCGUCGGCCCCCCAGAGAUGAUGGAGCGCUACCCGGUGAUGGUCUACAUCCACGGCGAGUCCUUCGAGUGGAACUCGGGCAACCCGUACGACGGCUCGGUGCUUGCCAGCUACACGGACGUCGUCGUGGUCACCCUCAAUUAUAGACUCGGCGUGCUGGGCUUCCUGAACGCCAACAGCGCGCCGCACGUGAAGGCCCGAGUGGCCAACUACGGCCUGAUGGACCAGAUAGCCGCGCUCCACUGGAUCCAGCAAAAUAUUGCCCUCUUUGGCGGCGAUCCAGGCAACGUGACCCUCUUCGGCCACGGCACCGGCGCCGCCUGCAUAAAUUUCCUCAUGAUCUCGCCGACCGUGAUGCCAGGCCUAUUCCACCGAGCAAUCCUGCUGUCAGGGUCGGCCCUGAGCAGCUGGGCGUUGGUGGAGCAGCCAUCAGUGUACGCUCAAAAACUGGCGCACCAACUGAACUGCUCGCUGCCGGAGGACUCGCGUCGCGACCACGAACGCAUCGUCGACUGCCUGCGCGCGGCGCCGCUGGACGCACUGCUCAGGGCGGACCUGACGCCGCCCGCGUUCACCAGUGCCUUCGGUCCGUCCGUCGACGGCGUCGUCAUCCGACCCGGCUACCGUCGCGAACUCAUUGCCGGCCAGAAGAGACGCAGCUCGGGCGGCUCGUCGGCCUCCGCCUCUUCCUCCUCAGGUGUGAUGAGCGACUCGAGCACGUCGACGAGCGUGUCGAACCGCAACUACGACCUGCUCUUCGGAGUGGUCACCAGCGAGGCCCUCUUCCACUUUUCAGCGCGCGACGUGCAGGCCGGCUUCGAGGGCGAGCGGAGGGACAAGAUUUUCCGGACCUACGUUCGCAACACCUACAACUACCACCUGAACGAGAUUUUCUUCACGGUGGUGAACGAAUACACCGACUGGGAGCGGACGGUGCAGCACCCGAUCAACACCCGCGACGCGACCAUCGCGGCCCUCAGCGACGCGCAGUACGUCGCGCCCGUUGUGCACACCGGCGACCUGCUCUCGCGCGUCGGCUCCUCGCAUAACAGCCCUAAGUGCUUCUUCUACGUCUUUGACUAUCAGACAAAGGACGGCGAUUACCCACAGCGGAUGGGCACGGUUCACGGCGAAGAGUUGCCCUACGUGUUCGGCGCGCCGUUAGUCGACGGCUUCAGCCACUUCCCGCGAAACUACACCCGCUCCGAGGUUUCCCUCUCCGAGGCUGUGAUGCUCUUCUGGGCCAGUUUCGCACGCACAGGAGACCCCAACGAACACAUGAAAAACGAGGCGAUUCUUUCUGGCUCCAAGGAGAGAAACCGCUUCCGCAACAUUGUCUGGGAGGAGUACGAUGCUGUGCAUCAAAAAUAUUUGGAAAUAGGUAUGAAACCACGCACGAAGAACCACUUCCGGGCGCACCAGUUGUCCGUCUGGUUGCGACUGGUGCCUGAACUGCACAGGGCGGGCAUGGAGGACGUUUCCAGCCGCCACAAUCUCUUCCGCAACCACAACGACCCAGACAUUUACGACGGCUCAGUGCGCGCCCUGGACGCAAUCUACUAUGGCACCCUGGACGUGGAUUACAGCACCUCAGGGCCAGGGCGGCGGGGUAACGACACGGCCCUUGCGCCCAGUGGUGAACCCAUGCUGACCACGUGCGUCAGCAUCAUCGCCGCCCCCACCACCGCCUCCGGGCUGCUGGCCGGACGCAACCAGACGGACGCCAUGGCCAGUCUGGAGGCCAUGCCCGGCUACGGCGCCUACUCCACGGCCCUCAGCGUCACCAUCGCCAUCGGCUGCUCCCUGCUCAUCCUCAACGUGCUCAUUUUUGCUGGCGUUUAUUACCAAAGGGACAAGCACCGGCUGGAGGUGAAAAACAUGCAGGAGCAGCAGCGCGGCGGCGUCGCCAGUUUCGCCGGCGACAAAAUCCACCUGGAGGCGAUGGACGACAACCCGAUCACCACCACCGUCAUCCUGAACGCGCCGACCACUACCCUGAGUCCGGCCGGCGGCAUCCUCAUGAACCAGCAGGGCUCGCCAACCUCCAAGGGCAGACACAUGAGCAACAAGUACCACACCCUGCACUACAUGCAGCACCUGGACAAGGCGCACCACGCCGCCGCCCCUCCCACUGCCACCGCCAUCACCAUCCUUGACCAUCAACAACAUAUCAUCACCCGAAAUCAGUCUCCCGCACGCUGCAUGUGUUCGCAGGUGCCGCAGUCAAUGCUGAUGGAACACUCGACGUUCCUGUGCCGGCCGCCGGAACACGCGACGGCCACGCCGCCCAACGGCUCCAUGGUCCACCUGAACGUGCCGCGGCCGCCGCCGCCACCCCGCGUCGAGGCCAGCCACCUGGCCACCCUGCCGCGGCACAAACCCGCCUCCGGGGGCGGCGACAGCGACAAGUGCAGUGGCGGCGGACUGCCCCCGCAGGCCGACGUCCGAGUCUGACGCUCCGGUGCAGUCUGCUGCCAGUGUGACCAAGGAACCCCCCUGACCCCUCUGCCGGACAAUCGCCGCCGCGCUAGUCUCAAAUACCCCUCUCGAGUUAUGUAUAACUAAGGAGAAAAAGUCAGUUAACUUCUAUAGCCCUCAGGUUCUUUAAACGCGCAAAGGGACAGCGAGUGCGGAGUUUGUGAGCAAUUCGGAAAGCUAGCACGAUGUUCUUCUUUUUCAAGCACACUUUCCAUUUAAAGUAAUUUUUUUCAAAGGCUGAUGAUGAUUUUUUAAAGACAAGACCGGUAAAUUUUUUAACAUUUUCUUUGCUGAAAUUUGACCAAAUUUUAUGUCCAACGUAAUAAAAUCGUAUCAUUAAUUAAACUCCAAACCAUGAUUGCAGGUAAAACUUUUCUCCACAAAUAAAUUUGAAUUGAAUUUCAAAAUCUUAAAUUCCGGGCACUUUAUCUUUUGAUGGGAAGGUAAGCAAAUUUUUCUUUGAUUGUUCAAUUAAAAAAAAAAAAAAUUUACUGGUAUGGGUCUUUAAUUAUUAAUUCUGAUUAAAUUGGACUGAUGAUUGAAAUUUAUAAUUUUUUAGUAGACUAAAGACUACUAAUUAUUGUGAUAGUUAAGGUGGAAUGAGUGAGGUGGCCUAGUGCAAAAUAUGCAACGUAGGUUUUAAAUGAUAAAUAAAAUUUGCAAUCAUUAAAUUCUCGUAAAUCUUCCGACUUUCAUUUGAUUUGUAAGAUUCCGAUUCAAUUUAUUAGAGGAAGAAUUUUAUGCUUAUUUUUAAUUCAUUCCACCUUGAAAGCGUUUAUUUGAAAAAUUUGGCGCUCAUUUCCAUUCUGCACCUAAAAAAUAAAUUGUAAUUUCAAUCCUUCCAGUAUCACUUAGUCAUUAUAGUGUUAAAUGUUACACAUCAUAAAUGUAUCCAAUUUCCUUAGGAUCAAAGUGGUGCUCUUUAAUACGUACUUUAACCAAAAUAACGGCCUCUUGAUUGCCAGAAAAAUGUGCCAAAUUUUGCGACGCACCACUUUUCAAGUUGAUUUUUCGUAUGUUAGAUUUGAAUCGUAGUCGUAGUAGAUAAAAUUAUAGCGAAUUGAUUAUUAUUUUCGGUCCGAAUUGCGCACAAACUCCUCCUAUAAGCGAGCAGUUGUACUUUUUGUGAAGCGAGAAGAAACUCAACACACGCAAACUAUAAGAGAAACUGUUUUAAAUCGAGUGAAAAAAGUGAGCGAUAAAAAAUGAAGAAUUAUUCCGUACGUGUUUUGGUGCGAAAGAGUGAACACGAAAAGAUUACACACGAUCUGUACCGAAUAUGUUGUUGAAGUGUUACAUUUUAUAUAUGUAAAAAGAGAUGACAAUUUUUCUAUGAGAAAAUAACUAUAUUAAAAAAAGCAAGAGACACAUGAGGUAUAUACGUAGAUUUAAGAAAACUGAUACGCUCGAUCUUGCCAACACGCUAUACCGAAGAAGAAAAAAAAAAUAAGAAGAAGGAAGAAGAAAAGCCAUCCUUGUUUGGAGACAAUUAUUUAUUCUUGAUGUUACACACGCGCAGAUGAUGAGAAUAAAAAUUGAAAGAAAUCACUAUUAACGUUCUGCGACGCGUAUUUUUUUCGAGA